This is a messenger RNA of Kazachstania africana CBS 2517, 849 nucleotides long. RefSeq lists its product as uncharacterized. Lineage: Eukaryota; Fungi; Ascomycota; Saccharomycetes; Saccharomycetales; Saccharomycetaceae. The transcript has a single exon. The coding region runs from base 1 to 849 and encodes 282 amino acids. The record is from RefSeq and is a predicted model, not a curated record.
AUGAGACCUCUCUGCGUAAUUCUAGUACUUGUACCAACAGUUGCCGUAUAUGCAGUGGAACUUACCUGGCACCAGUGGGUUACCAACGCAAUCUCAUUAACAAACACCCAAUCAGCUAUGCUCAUGACAGCAGCCGUAGCUCAAUGGACCACAAAUUUAGAGCCGGUAUGGGGGAGCUGCUGGAGUCAAUGGCUGAAUAAAGAACAGUCCGGAUAUUAUUGUGCCGCUUCUAUCCGUACACUUAUCAUUAAGACGGCGAUUGAACUUGCUGCAUUGGGUAAAAUUACAGAAUGGUGGAAGAGAGAUAUGCAAGGCCUGCAAGAACCGAGAAUCAUUGGUGGGGUGGUUUUUGCGCCUGUAACUGAUUUCACCACUACUUUGGAAAAGAGAGACGGCAGCGGGACAUUGCAAUUUGAUCAUGGAAACUCUACAUUCGUCUAUAGCGCUCGCAGCGUAUACAACUUAACUAGCGGUCUGGACCAACUGGCAAUAGUCGAAAUGGAUGGGCAUCGCUCGAAUAUUAGUGCGAAUGCCGCCCUGCCUGUGCUAGCGGUUCUGAUGUCUAGCAAUGGCGAGUGGGAAAUAGCACCCAUGACCAAGGACACCUCUAAAGUGGCGGAGCAUGACGGAUUAUCGUCAGACUAUUAUGUCAACGGUGCGGGAUCAGUGAUAUUAGAGUGCCAGUAUGGAGGUGGAGUCACCGCAGCCGAAUUUGAGGACCAGCUUGGUAUAUAUGAUGAUGUCUUAGGUUUGGAGGAAGAUUGCUUGACACAAUUGCAAUACAACGCCCUUCCCGGGUAUAAUAGCAGUGAUUCCCCUGUGAAAUGCGCGUAUAAAGUUUAUAAUUAG